This is a messenger RNA of Cololabis saira (Pacific saury), 4811 nucleotides long. RefSeq names its product eph receptor A2 b (gene epha2b). Bases 54 to 3011 code for a protein of 985 amino acids. Gene Ontology annotation, molecular function: transmembrane-ephrin receptor activity; ATP binding; protein binding. Gene Ontology annotation, biological process: protein phosphorylation; axon guidance; cell surface receptor protein tyrosine kinase signaling pathway. The transcript has 17 exons. Gene Ontology annotation, cellular component: neuron projection; plasma membrane. The record is from RefSeq and is a predicted model, not a curated record. Lineage: Eukaryota; Metazoa; Chordata; Actinopteri; Beloniformes; Belonidae.
CAGGAGCGGAGACAGAGAGAGAGACUGAGAGGGAGCAAGUAAAAGUUUCAUAAAUGGAUUGCUUUGGUGGAGUCAGACAUCUGCUGUUCUCAUAUGUUCUCAUCAACGGCAUAUUAAUUACUUUACAAACCAAAGAAGAGGUGCUUUUGGACAUGAGGGCAACAGGAGGAGAGCUAGGCUGGUUGACAUGGCCCUUAGAUCAGGGAGACAGACCAGGGUGGGAGGUUGUCCAGAGGACUCUCAAUGGCUCCCAGUUCUACUCCUACUCUGUCUGCAACAUUGGGGAGCGUGAGCAGGACAACUGGCUGCGCACCACCUUCAUCCAGAGGCGCUCCUCGGCGUCGCGGGUCUUUGUGGAGCUCCAGUUCAUCGUGCGAGACUGUAACUCGUUCGACGGAGCCUCGUUAACCUGCAAGGAAACCUUCAACCUCUACACGUCCGAGUCAGAUGCGGACGUGGGGAUGACCUUCCGCAAAGGCCAGUUCAAGAAGGUGUCCACCAUCGCUCCCGACGAGAUCACCAGCAAAAACAAGAUGCGCAUCAACACGGAGACCCGGGUGGUGGAGAACCUGUCGCGGAACGGCUUCUACCUGGCCUUCCAAGACAUCGGGGCCUGCGUGGCUCUGCUCUCCGUCAGAGUGUAUUACAAGACCUGCCCCGAAACCAUAAAGAGCCUCGCGUCCUUCCCCGAGACCGUGGCCGGAGGGGAGAACCAGGCGCUCCAGGAGGUUAGCGGCAAGUGUGUGGAGAACGCCAUCAGCGAGGAGUUGCCUCGGAUCUACUGCACGGCGGACGGAGAGUGGGUGGUACCUGUUGGACAAUGCCAGUGCAAGCCCGGCUACGAGGAGGCUGAAGACUCCUGUCAAGAAUGUCAGCCUGGCUUUUUCAAAGCCGAGGCCUCCAGCGGGAAGUGCGACCCGUGUCCUGCUCACAGCCAGGGGCCGGAGCCCGGAGCGCUGUUCUGCCCCUGCGACGCUGGUUUCUACAGAGCCGCUUCAGAUCCCAUCACUGGACCCUGCUCAGGCCUGCCCUCCGCCCCGCGGGAUCUCGUGGCCACCACCACCCAACUGUCUGCAGGGAAGCUCCUCCUCACCUGGAAGAAUCCCGAAGACACCGGAGGUCGAGACGACAUAACCUACGGUGUCAAAUGCCAGCGCUGCGAGGACUCAGUGUGCCAGGCCUGCGGGGAGAAGAUCCGCUACGAGCCGGCCAACACGGGCCUGACUGACACCAAGGUGCUAGUGAGUGAGCUGGACGCUCACCUCAACUACACCUUCACCGUGGAAGCACACAGCGGCGUGUCGGAGUUCGCCGGCCAGGCACCGCCGUCCUCCAGCGCCCUGACGACGUCGCUGCACUUCACCGAGCCUCCUAAAAUCACCACAGUGCGAAUGGUGGAGCAGUCCCCCACCAGCCUGUCCCUGUCGUGGGACGUGGCCCCUCGACCCCGGGCCCCGUCGCAGCCCAUCCGCUACAAACUCACCUACCGGAAAAAGGAUGAUAAAAUUGAUAACAUCCUCAUUGUGCAAAAGCUGGAGAAGAGCUCCGUCCAGAUCAACAACCUGACCCCGGGCACCGCGUACCUCUUCAUGGUCCAGGCCAUCAGCAGCGACGGCAGCCCGGGGAGCUCCAGCCCGGAGGAGCAGUUCGACACCUUGCCCGAAGGGUACCUUCCUCACAACAAGACGGCAGUGAUCCUGGCCGCGGCGGCCGGAGGCGCGACGGUGUUGUUCAUAGUGCUCGUGGUCCUGUUCCUGCGGAGACGGAGGAGGAACUCUCACACCAGACAGGGACCAGAGGACACCUGCUUCUCAAGCCCAGAGCAGCUGAAGCCGCUGACCUACGUGGAUCCACAUACGUAUGAGGACCCCAACAUAGCGGUCCUGAAGUUUGCCACUGAAAUCCACCCAAGCCACGUAACCAAACAGAAAGUCAUCGGAGCUGGGGAGUUUGGUGAGGUGUACAAGGGGAUUUUGAAAGCGCCGGGAAGGAAGGACGUGUAUGUGGCUAUCAAGACGCUGAAGCCGGGCUACACGGAGAAACAGAGGCAGGAUUUUCUGAGCGAGGCCUCCAUCAUGGGCCAGUUCACCCAUCAGAACAUCAUCCACCUGGAAGGGGUGGUGACCAAAUUUAAACAUGCUAUGAUCGUAACUGAAUACAUGGAGAACGGAGCCCUGGACAGGUACCUGAAGGAUCACGAUGGCGAGUUCUCCUCCUUCCAGCUGGUGGGCAUGCUGCGGGGUAUCGCCGCGGGUAUGAAAUACCUCUCUGACAUGAGUUACGUCCACCGGGACCUGGCUGCACGCAACAUCCUGGUCAACAACAGCCUGGAGUGCAAAGUCUCCGACUUUGGCCUGUCCCGGGUGCUGGAGGACGACCCUGAGGGGACGUACACCACCAGCGGAGGUAAGAUCCCCAUCCGCUGGACCGCUCCAGAGGCCAUCGCUUACAGGAAGUUCACCUCCGCAAGUGACGUGUGGAGUUUCGGCAUCGUCAUGUGGGAAGUCAUGGCUUUUGGUGAAAGACCUUACUGGGACAUGAGCAACCAUGAGGUGAUGAAGGCCAUCAACGAGGCGUUCAGGCUUCCCGCACCCAUGGACUGCCCCUCGGCCGUGUACCAGCUCAUGCUGCAGUGCUGGCUGCAGGAUCGCUCCAAGAGGCCGCGCUUCGGAGACAUCGUCAGCCUGCUGGACAAGCUGCUGCACAGCCCCGAGUCCCUGAAGGCCAUCGCAGACUUUGACCCACGCGUAUCCAUCCGCCUGCCCAGCACGAGCGGCUCGGACGGGUCUCCCUUCCGGUCGGUGUCCGAGUGGCUGGAGUCCAUCAAGAUGAGCCAGUACAUCGAGAACUUCACCUGCGCCGGCGUCCUCACCAUGGACCAGGUCCUGCAGAUGAAGAACGAGGAUAUCAAGAACAUCGGGGUGAGACUGCCCGGCCAUUUGAAAAGAAUAGCGUACAGCAUCCUGGGAUUAAAGGACCAGACCAGCACCUUGAGCGUGUUUGCCGUGUGAUCUUCACAAUGAAGGGAAAUCCAACAUCGGCCACCGCGGCAGGCGGCCCUUUGAACUCGAGCUGGAGCAGCACGGCCGGGAUUGGCUUUUGAUCAGCAGAACCAAGAACUGUGCCAUCCUGCUGGCCCAAUGAAUGAAUCAGACACUCUUGCUGUACAUUUUUUACCCCCACACCCCCCUUUUUCCCCAUUGGGAAUGAAUGGAGCCCCUACACAGCAACAGAUGCAUCAAGUAGAACUCUGUAUAUUAAAAUAUCUAUUUUUUUAUAAUACACGUCUUCUUUACAGAUACAAUUCAAUGCUUGUGCAUUUUUUUUUGUUUGUUUUCAUUUUCCAUUCCUGCUUCUUAAAAAAAGAACAACCCGCUUUAGUGUAAUUGCACCCUGAGUUUGUUUCAAGGCGGGAUCAAAUGGACAGGAAGUACAGUACGGGAGAGUGGCGGGGCCCGGCCACGGCUCAGGUUCUGCUCGCCGCUGACGUCGCACAAGCUCCUCUUCUAAAUUAGCACUUUGCUCCAUCAGGAGGGCUGAAAUGAGCUCGAGCUCGUCCAGAGAUGGAGAGUCUGGAUCUGGCGUUGUAGCCCGGCGUCCCGCUGGCUCUGUGCAGGAAUUAAGCUAUGACCUCAUGAGUGAUGUUCACAAGAAAACAUGAGAGGACGUGUGUGAGGUACUCUGUAGAAAUUCACUUUUUGUUUUCAUUUCUUGUCUGUAUUGUGGGAGCAACCAAAAAAAAAAAAGCAUGGGGGUUAACAGAGGGGGGGAAUAUGAUAAUGUAGCACUUGUAUCAAGAAUCACUUAAUCUUUGUUUGUUUCAUAACUGCAAGAAUAACAGCCAUGACGCUCAAAGUCCACGAAUGAAAUGAAAGUGGCUCAAAACAAUCUUAAAAAAACUGUAAACUGUGGAUUUUCUGUUUGAAUGCUGCAGAUCUGGUAGUUUAGAGGGAAGUAGUGGCAUACAAAGCCCUCAAAAAACAAACAAACAAAAAAAAGCUGCUGUUGGGAUGACAACUUCAGAGUUUGGUUCGUAAUUUCAACUUAUUCUUUUUCUUUUUUACUUCUAGUUUGCAAAAGCUUGAUAAAUAUUCAGCCAUAAAACUGCUGGUUUGAGUAACGCGUCGUCAGGAUGAGCUUUAAAUGCUUUGACAGUGAAGUGCUCGACUCGUUCCAGACUUUUGAACACAUCUUAAAGUGCCUCUUUGUGCAACAUUAGCAGGAGUGUGCUGCAGCCUUCCUCUCCUGUGCGGUGGUGAGCGUGUAGCAGAAUCCCCCGGUGCUCUUAAUUGAUGACUGCAAAUCUUUGUGUUACUGAUGAACACCUUCUUUUACUUGAAUUUUUACUGAAUUGUUAAAUGUAUGAUUCUGUCGUAGAUGAUACACCCAUCUUUAGAAAAGUGAUUUUUUUUUUUCAUUGCUUUGGUUCAUUGGUUGCAGUUACAUUUGUACAUUUUGUAUAAUUUCCAAUAUUAACCAUGUUGCCAAAUGUAUUUUUUCACAGUCGUUUUUCUAAGCGAUGUCUCCUACUUUUACUGCCUCUCCAAAUAUUUUUUGAGUCGCUUCAUCGGACUCCCUCUUUUGCAAAUUCCCUCCUAUUCGCUCAUUGUAUUAUACUGUAUUUAAUAGUCUAUUUAUUUUUAACUUUUAUUUAUUUAUCCUGGUAAACACUGAGCUUGGUUUAUAAAUUGAAGUUGCUUGUUAAUUCUCAAUAAAAAAAAAGAAGUGAACAAAAAAAGUUGUUGUUUUUCUUUCUACCUGAACUGUUUGCAGCUGAGACUCUUAUCACCUUGUGACAGUUGAACGGCAGC